GAAAGACACAUCUGACUGGUCAGAAUCAGCUAAUGGAUCUUCCCAGAUGGAUGCUCUUUCCUUGGAAUCCGCCAGCAAAGAAGCCUAUUUCAGCAGAGUGGAAACAUUCACUCCUCUGAAAUGGGCAGGGAAACCCCAUGAGCUUUCCCCCCUGGUUUGUGCCAAGUAUGGUUGGAUCAAUGUGGAAUGUGACAUGCUGAAGUGCUCCAGCUGCCAGGCCUUCCUCUGUGUGAACCUGCAGCUUGCCCUGGACUUCAGCACCUACAAGGAACGCUGUGAGGAGCUGAAGAAAGCCUUGUGCACUUCUCAUGAGAAGUUCUGCUUCUGGCCAGACAGCCCCUGCCCAGAUCGCUUUGCCCUGCUGCUGGUGGAUGAACCCAGAGCCCUUUUCCAGGACUUCCUGGAUCGCUUCCAGAGCCUGUGCCAGCUGGAGCUGCAGCUGCCCUCCCUCAAGCCAGAAGACCUGAAAACCAUGUCCCUGACAGAGGAGAAGAUCAGUUUGCUCCUCCAGCUCAUCGGGGAGGAACUGGAGCACAAAACAACAGAAGGGGAGAAGCCACCAGUGAAGUUUGCCACAGAAGUCCUGCAGGUGCACGUUCCUGCCUGCAUCCUGGCCCUGUGUGGUUGGACCUGCAGUGCUGCAUCUGGCUCUGUGCACCUCUCAGUGAUCACCUGCUCCCGGUGCAUGAGGAAGGUGGGACUGUGGGGCUUCCACCAGCUGGAAUCUGCAGGGCAGGAGCAGGACUCCUGUGGCCCAAGCAGCACUUCACCAGCUGCCAGCGAGCGCUUCCCGCCUGUGCCCACGUCCCCUCACAGGAUGCUCACACGGAGCCAGGACACUCUUCCUCCAGGAUCUGAGCAGCAGGAGAAGAGCCCAUCCCCAGCAGCCUCUCGGCCCCGGGGUUGGGAUUCUCCCAGCUCCAUGGAGAAGAGUGAGUUGGAGGUGACCAGUCCCAGCCCCCGGAGCCGCCCUGUCACCCGCAGCAUGGGCCAGGGGGACAGCAUGGAGGUGCCUUCCAGUCCUCUCCGCAGGGCCAAGCGCCCACGGCUCUGCUCUUCCAGCAGCUCAGAUACUUCUCUGAGGAGCUUCUUCCAUCCCAGCUCUCAGCAUCGUGACUGGUGUCCCUGGGUCAGCACAGGGGAGGGAGAAGGAUCCUUGGAGGACUCUGCCACGGAGAAGGAGCCCAGGAAGGCAGGGCCAGGUUGGCAAGUGGUGCUGAACACACUCCUCUCCACCCGAAAAUGUGACACGGUGCCUGAGACAGAGCCAAUGAGCCUCUCUGAGAAGUCCUGCAAGGUAUUCCGCAUUUUCCGGCAGUGGGAGAACAUGAAUUCCUCCUGA
This is a messenger RNA of Acanthisitta chloris (rifleman), 1342 nucleotides long. It is a transcript of the gene ZC3HC1, whose product is annotated as zinc finger, C3HC-type containing 1. Lineage: Eukaryota; Metazoa; Chordata; Aves; Passeriformes; Acanthisittidae. The annotation marks the transcript as partial. Gene Ontology annotation, cellular component: nucleus. The record is from RefSeq and is a predicted model, not a curated record. The transcript is spliced from 9 exons. Gene Ontology annotation, molecular function: zinc ion binding.